CACAGCUGGUGGUGGACUGCCGGAGCACCUCGCUCUCUCUCUGCCUCUACAGGUUGGUGUCUGACUGGCGAUGACUCAAUGAAAUACAGCACUAAGCUGCGACUGCCAGACCCUCCCCUGUAGUCUCCCCCUUUGCUGUUCCCAGCCGCUGCACCUGGAAGCGUAUAGAGAGAACAGAGCAGAAGAGCAGCUGCUGGACCGAUGGAGAAGAAGCAGGGAUCUUCUCAUCAGUACGGUUCACUGGAGCGCACCGAAUGGAGCAGAGGCACCAACAAACCAGAGGACGACGUGGUGUCCAUGGCAGACUCCACCAUCACCGUGGACGACAUUGAGGGGGAGCUUUUUAAGAUUGAGAGGAUCAGAGACAUCCUGGUCAGGAGGGAGUCAGAGCUCAGAUACAUGAUGGAUGACAUUCAGCUGUGCAAGGAGAUCACGCGUCUGAAGAAGGAGCUGCAGAAAUUAGUGUCCAUACCAGAUAAUGACAAGUCCAAUGAGGACCGGCAGAAGGAGGAAGAACUACUGCAGCAGAUCCACAAGCUGGUCGAGACCAGAGAUUUCCUGGUGGACGAUGUGGAGUUUGAACGACUCAGGGAGAAAGAGGAAGAUAAAGAAAUGGCAGAAUUUCUGAAGUCCAAAUUCCCAAGAAAUAUGAAGAAGAAAGUAUGGUUUCUCUGGGCUUCAGGUGUACCAAGCAGACGGGUGCCACCCAGGGCUCAGCAGACCUCUUCUCCCUUCACCAAGACAGGCCUCACCCUGCUGAGGGAGUGCUGUGGCUUCACAUGCUCCAUCAUGUAGACUGCAAUCAAAAUGGAUGGGCCCCACUGCAGGGCUGACACAGAGGGCCACAAACCAAAAUUGGCCUCUCUGCAAGAGUCAGUAUUUCCAGUUUCAGCUUUUAAGUUCAAGACAGACUUUGAAGCAUGGAUGGAGCAGUACCGAUGCAAGUUAAGAAUUUCUACGCUGAAGAGCAAAAGGAUGUCGCAAAGAUCAUGUGGUGUGUUUUCCAUGCCAAUAUUCGAGUUUGUCUCAUGUUGGAUCAUAUUUGUCUCUUUCGUUGGAUUUAGUGUCUAGUUUUGUUUCUGUCUCUGCUCUAUGUGUCUCUCAUCCCACUCCUGUUUUUUUAUUUUUACUCUCGUUAAUCACUGCUCAGCCAUCUUCUACUUCUUAUUAACAGCUUCUAGAAGGAACAACCCAACAUAUGGUAUUUAUUUCUCUUUUUCAGGCUGAGAGGACAGGGUUUUAAGGACAGAAACAGCAUAGCACAAGUCAGGCAUGUAUUGUGUACACACUAAUUGGAUUCAACUACCAUGACACGCCUACAAGUUUUAUAUUUAAAGACUUCUCUGAGCUAUGAAAACUGUCAUCCCCUCAUUAAAAAACUAGCUGUUUUGUUGGAGUCAGCAGGGCAGUCUAGACACACUGCUGGCACUUCAUAAUCGGCAUUAAGGAGAUAACACUAAUGAAACUGACAUUAAUCAGGAGCUGUUAGGAUAAAGUUGCCUGUGAUUUGACACCUGAUCUAAAUGGAUACAACCUUUUAAAAAAGGGGAACUGCCCAUUGGUUCGACAGCCCAUUGUUCCGAACAUAUCAAACUCAUUGUUCCUAAGUCCGUUCCGAAAUCAUCAUGAUGCCCUGUGGUUAAGGUCUGGUUAGGUUUAGGCACAAAAACCACUUGGUUAGGGUCAGGAAAAGAUCAUGGUGUGGGUUAAAAUGAAAAAGAAAGUGACAAAUACAUAAGCUGUGAGCCUGCUCCGUCUCAAGCCGGUCGCGGCGCACCAUACGCCCGCCGUGAGCCGUUCAGCACCGCGGACAGUCGGACUAAUGGGAUGUCGAACCAAUGACAUGGACCCUAAAAAAGUGGAUGUUUGAAAAGAAACAACGGAUGUCUCAUUGUGCUCUGUGUUUCUUUAAAGGAGCUCUAUAUAAUAUUCAGAGCAUUAGAGCAGCAAACCACUGUUCACAAAGUAAAGACAGAGUGGAAUAUCGGCGUCCUGAGCACAGAAUGAAGUCACGGUCCCUUUGUAUUUGUUGUAUCCACGCUUUUCUGUUCUUUGUUGUGCUGGCCGGUCUGGCUGCGUGUGCAUGUUAGUGCAUGUCUGUUCUUGUUUAUUUCACUGGCAAACUCUUUGUCACCAUUCUGCACUGCACUCAUAUGGUGGUUACAGCUGAUAUCGGGACGGUAUCAUAGUGGAAGUGUAGCACCCACCCUCUAGAUCCCCCUAGUAAAGACUGUUUGCUCAGUCAACACUGUUGCUGUUGUUAGCACUGUUUGUUGUGUUAGCACCGUUAGCUGGUCACUGCCAGCUCAGCCACUGCCAUGUUGAGAGUCGCGUGCAGACAACCUCUGAAUCAUAGAUAUGCUCUGAAUAUCAUAUAGAGUCAUUCUUAGUCCAUUGUGAUUAUUUUCUAUCAUCCAUAUGCAUGUUUUGACAAAUGAAAUGGAUCGUCACGCAGCUGACACUGGAGACCACUAGACCUAACACACUCUAGUGGAAGACAGCCACUAAGCCUCACUUGACAGUGUCUUGAGUAGGUACUUUAUGUUUCAUAUUAAUCUACUGGCCAGGGGCAAAACUCUUAAGUCCAUUUCCACAAAACAUAAGUAUUAUAUAUUGGUUACCACCCUCUAAUUUAUCAGUUUAAAUGGCCUGAGUAUUUACCUAUAGAAUGUGUAAGGCUCUUGAAUAGUCAAUGGCCCAGGCAUCCAUUACACUGGGCACGGGGAUGUGGUGGCCAAUCAAACUACAGAGUACAUCUGUGUUGCCAAGAGGAAUAGUCGCCAUAGCAACCUUGUAUACCCCAUAUCUUUACAAUGAGACAAUGAGGAAGGUUGGAUGGAUCGGAGAGAUGAGACCUCACAGAUGUGACAAAAACAAAUACUCGAGCGCCAUCAAGGCUACCUAAUGAAAGGCAACCAGGAGACAGAAUAAUGUUACUGUUGUGAUUUUGGUGAUUUUCAUGUUUUGGAUUCACUCUGGGGAUAACACAGCCUACUUAGCAUUCCAAAAAAUGGAUCAUAAUUGAACCUCUCUCUAGAAGAAACAAGAUUGAAGAUGAACACACAGCUGCUUUGCUUGACUGGAAAGUAGACAAACACAGUUUUUACAGCAGAUGAAAUUGAGUGUCUCUUAAAUUGAAUCAUUAUAGAUUAUAUAUUUCUCAGUUUUUCUAGUUUGUAUCUUUUCACUUUUUGACAGAGCAUUCUCUUGUAUGUUUAUUCCCAUCCAGUCCUUGGGAUUGAUACAGCUGUCUCUUUUGUUCAAUCACUGGAUCUCUUGAUAUUCAGUCUCUCAACACUGUCAUAGAAGCUUUGGGCCACAUAUCACCCAGCAACCAUGUGUGGUGCUGUCAUGGAGGUCCACAGGGGAAUGAGAUGUGUGCCAGUACUGUUGAAAUAGCAGCCAUGGUAGGAAAAGUAGCAGGAAAGGAUUUCAUCCUCUUAUAUAUGUGAGUUCAAAUAAACACAAGAAAUUUGUGCUCUAAUGUUUAUUUGAACUCACAUAAGAGGAUGAAAUCCUUUCCUGCUAUUUUUAAACCAUUUUGCCAAAAACAGAACUACUAUAUUUGUAACAUAAGGGUGUUUUUUCUCUUUCUAAAGACAGUGAUUGUGCUAACUUACAGUACAAAUGUCUGGGAAAUACAAUAGCUAUCACCGGAAGCAAAGUAAUCAGUAUACAGAAAUUAACUACGCUAUGGGUCUGUUCCCAAGGUUAAGCAGCAUAGUGAAUAAAUAUAGCUCUUUGCCUUGACAAGGACAUUAAUCCAAUCAGUAAUUAUUAUUUGGUGUGGGGACUUUAAGUGUUUGAUAUGUUUCUGUUCUUCACUGUUCACAUUUAGACAUGAAACCAGCUGCUCACACUGGCUGGAGGGUGUGUUACAUCCCCUGACUGUGCUCUGCACAAGUCAACCAAGGAUUUAAGAAUUUUUUUGAGGAAAAUUCUUAGAGACAUGAAACAGACACAUGGUCUCUUAGGAGAGAUGCAGUGUCGCAGGAGAGGCAGUCAGAGAGAGAAAAUGAUAUAAGGAGAGAAGCUGAAUUGGCUGAAAGCAGGGGAGUUAAAGAAAAAGAGAAAGAAAGAGAGAGAGUGGGAGGGCACAAAGUUAGGGGGGGUCUAAUCUUCAGUGUGAGUCAUCCUUUGCGAAAACACUGCGAGUUCCCACAAGGGCAGCUCUCGGUGAACGCUACGUGAAAAGGGCACAGCUGUCAUUCAAACACCAUAAUCCUGUACACCGUCUGCACAGCUCAGUGUGUGUAAGAGGACACAGUACAAUGUGUUUGUAUACAUGUGUGUGUGAUGAGUAAAUAAAUGAGAAAGAAAAUAUGUGUACCUGUGCUCGUUAGUGUGCCAAGGAACAGGAGGAUGAUAACGAGAGGUACAGUAGCUGUCACUGCUUUGUUACUAUGGUUACUGUGAUUUGAUGGCAUACUCUCACUUCUUGUUUCAUUUCUUCAUGUCAUGUAAUAAACUCUGUUGAACUGUGAUGCAAGGCUGCAUGUGCUGAAAUUGCCAGAAGACUAUAAGGACCUGUUUUUAUAAUGUUCGGGGUACAGGGUUCUUAAAUGUUCCAGUUAAAGCUGCAAAUGAA
This is a messenger RNA of Epinephelus fuscoguttatus (brown-marbled grouper), 4588 nucleotides long. Its product is annotated as bMERB domain-containing protein 1-like. The transcript is spliced from 6 exons. Bases 202 to 795 code for a protein of 197 amino acids. NCBI's taxonomy places the organism in Eukaryota, Metazoa, Chordata, Actinopteri, Perciformes, Serranidae. The record is from RefSeq and is a predicted model, not a curated record.